AUGAUAGGUAAUGGAGGUAGGAAAAUCAUAGAUAGUAUGAUAGAAAAUGGUUUGAAUGUACUAAAUGGCAGGAUUAAUGGAGACUGGGAUGGAGAGUUUACCUAUGUAGGAGCAGGGGGUAGUACGGUAAUUGAUUACGUGUUUGUAAAUGAACUUAUAGUUGAUAAGGUUACAGAAUUCAAGGUUGAGGAGAGAGUGGACUCAGAUCAUAUGCCGGUGUGUCUGAAGAUGGAAGAAACGGAAGAGGAAGAAGAAAGAAGUGGCAGACAAAGACUGAAGUGGGAAAAGCAAGAGGAGCAAGUAAUUAAAAAAAAGAGGAUAUGUUGGGAUCCAGAAGCAAUAGAGAGAUAUAAAGCCAAAACAGAGGACAUUGGUUGGACCGAGGGGCAGGAAGAGAUAAGCCUAGAUAGGAAAUGGAAUAAUUUAAAGAACUUAGUACAGGAAGCGAUGACAAAAAAAGUUUAUAAAAUAAAAAAAAGGAAGAUAGGACACAAGGAUUGGUGGGACAAAAGCUGCACAAGAAGAAAAAGAGAGGUAAAGAAAACAUAUAGGAAAUGGAGGAAGAGUUUAGUGAGGAGAGAGGUUUAUAUUGAGCAAAAGAAAAGUCUGAGACUACACUUAGACAAGAAAAGGAAGGAAAAAAGAGAUGAAGAGGAAAAAACCCUGAAAAAGCUGAGAACGGAAUCAGAAGUGUGGAACUUCAUAAAUAAAAAAAGAAAAAGAAGAGAAUGGAAGGAAGCUAAUAUAAACUUAGAGGUAUGGAGAAGGCACUUCAUGAAACUACUAGGUGGAGAGGAGAAGAAGAGGGAAGAGGAAGAGACGGAUGAGGUAGUGAGGGAAAAUCGAGGAGAGGAAAAACAACCGGAAGAAUUGGAGCAAAGAGAGGAACCAAGAGAAGAACCAAUAGAAGAAGAAAUAAUAAAGGUGGUCAGAAAGGCAAAAAUGAAGAAGGCUGCGGGAAUCGACGGUAUCCCCAUGGAAGCAUGGAGAUACGGAGGAGAGGCGGUAAAGAAGGGUCUGACAGAGAUGAUAGAGGAGGUUUGGAAGAGAAUGAAGAUUCCAGAGGAAUGGAGGAAGAGUAUCGUGGUGCCAAUAUAUAAAAGAGGUAAUCAGGAACAGGCAGAGAAUUAUAGAAGAAUAUCGCUAUUAUGUACAGCUUAUAAGAUAUAUGCAGAAAUAAUAAGAGAGAAAUUAGAAAAAGAAGUAGAAGAAAAAGACUUGCUGCCGGAAAGCCAAGCAGGCUUCAGAAAAGAAAAGUCUACUUUAGACAACAUAUAUGUGUUGAAUCACGUGGUCCAAAGGGAAAAGGAAAAGGAGAGAGGAGAAAGGAAGGUACAUGCACUGUUCAUAGACUUAAAGGCGGCGUUUGAUAAUGUGGACAGGAAAAAGCUGUGGAAAAUACUGGAAAAGAAAGGAAUAAGUGAGGGAUUGAUAAAGAGAAUGAAGAAUAUUUAUGCAGAAACAGAGGUAAUGAUCAGAACAGAGAAAAGUCUAAUUAAGAGCUUCUUGGUUAACAAAGGUGUAAGGCAGGGAUGUGUUCUGAGUCCCACCUUAUUCAAUCUAUACGUAGCAGAUUUGGAGGAGGAACUAAGAGAACAAGAACAUAGGAGGUGUAACAAUAGGGAAUCAUAG
This is a messenger RNA of Pseudomyrmex gracilis, 1632 nucleotides long. RefSeq names its product golgin subfamily A member 6-like protein 6. The record is from RefSeq and is a predicted model, not a curated record. Bases 1 to 1632 code for a protein of 543 amino acids. NCBI's taxonomy places the organism in Eukaryota, Metazoa, Arthropoda, Insecta, Hymenoptera, Formicidae. The transcript has a single exon.